Molecule: messenger RNA, 986 nt
Organism: Dentiscutata heterogama
Lineage: Eukaryota; Fungi; Glomeromycota; Glomeromycetes; Diversisporales; Gigasporaceae
Source: the annotation of a GenBank genome assembly
AUUGGAUAAAUUUUUUGGGUUGGGCUAUUCUUCCUCAAUUAGUGACAAAUUGGAUUCAAAGUAUUUAUUACAGAAUAUUUUAUUAUGCCGGUGCGAACAUUCCAAAACCUGGCCAACCGAAAUAUGUGAUACUUCGAAAAAGAAUAUUCGUCAUAGUAGUUCUGUCAUAUUUGAUCUACACAAUUGUAGAUGUUAUUUAUUCAAUAAAACCUAAUUAUUAUGACGAACUUAAGAUUAGUCAAGACUUCACGAUCAAAGAGAUCAAAGCUAACUUUAGAAAACUUCAACUUGAAUACCAUCCUGAUAAGAAUCAAGAAGAAGGCGCACAAGAAAUCUUUAUUUGGUUACGUGUUGCUUACGAUACUCUAACAGAUCCCGUCAAACGAUUCGCAUAUGAUAGAUUUGGCGCGGAAAUUAACAAUUGCAACAAUUGUAUCACAUUACGCGAUUACCUUGUUAACGGGUUGACAUCCUUUUUUGGCUUUUAUAUAGGAACAGGCCUUGUUCUAUUCAUCUUAAACGUAUUAGGCAAAGGUCAAUUCGGUCGGUUUUGGAGACUUGUCGUAUUUCUUGCCAUAGCCUGUUUUGAAGCUUCCAUGAUUUUACAUCCAAAACCUCCUGUUAUUACUUCGUUAUUCUUGUCGAGAUGGGUCAUUUUCGAACAAAUCAUUAUUUUACGUCAACUUUUUAUUACAAUAUUUAUAGCUCUUUCCCAAAUUGGGCCGGUGCUGUUUCCUUCUGACGAAAUAAUAAUUAGACCCUCACUUGCAAAUCUUGAAGCCUUUAGCAGAGUUGCAGCCGAAGGGUCCAAAAAUCAGCUUCGAUUAGGCUUUCAACCUUUCCAGGGAGACAUUUCUGCGCAGAAACAAUUAGAAAAAAAGAUGGAGAGUUUAUUGGUAGAGACUUAUUUAUAUCAGAAUGAUCCAGAAUUAAAUAAGAUGUACAGCCAAGUUUAUCAACGGGUGGUUCGUAGUAAAAACCAGUGA